AUGGCCGACCUCAAGGUACGCACAGGGAGAGUGCCACACAGGCAGAGUACUGACCAGCAGGCCUUUGACGACCUUUUGGACAAGACAGUGCGCGCGCCGCGCCUGUCCGGAUCCAAAAUCAAGGAGCUGUCAGACUCGGCACUGCGCUUGGUCGCGAACGAUCACCACCUCGUGACCAGCCUGCUGCGACUGAACACGUCGUUGCCGACAGCCAGCACAUCGAGGAUCUCGUCACUCUACGUCUUUGACGCGAUUGCCCGCGCGGCCAAGUCUCAGGUCGACAAGGGCAACGGCCGCACACCCUCCACGGUCCGUGGCCAAGGCACAAACGCUGGGCUUUUGGCCAAGAUGGAGGGAGUGGUCGAAUCGUGGGUCGCUGGAAUGGUCGAUGAUGGCAAGGGGGGCGUUUGGUCCGAAGGAAGGGACAAGACAAGGAAGAUUAUCGAGAUUUGGCGCAAGGGAUCGACCUUCCCCGAGGCGUGCAUCUCGCAGCUGGCGCAGCGCAUUGCCGAAGCAGAUGGAGGAGCCGCUGGCCCAUCAAAAUCAGUCCGCUCCACCACACCCAUAUCUGCGCCGCCCGCGCACCUCCUCGCGCGCUACGGCACCAGUGCCAAGGUGUCGCCGGCGGGUUCGCCUGCUUUGGCCAAUGCCCAACCAUCGGCUCCCGCGGGGCAGCUGCCACCCGAGAUCAUGGCCCUGCUCGGCGUGAAGAGCGCAGCGGAGAGUGCAGCAGAGGCAAAGGCUUCGACGUCCUCGGCCAUUGAUGCCGUCCUCGCCAACGUUCGCAACGCCCCCGCCUCCGCACUCGCACCACCGGCCGCGGCAGCGCCGGCGCUGGAUCCCGCCCAACUCGCAGCUCUGGCCAACCUGGGAACCCUCUCAAGCCUUGCUGUUCCGCCAACCGCCUCGGCUACACCAACACCACCAAUGCCACUCCCUCCUCACGGUGCCGCCUCGCUCCCUCCGCGCCCAACAUUGCCUCCCCUGCCCGCGAACGGGGACAGGUACGGCAACACCAACGGCCACGGCAAUGGGUCCGGAAGCAGCUAUGACGACCGCAAUAGGCGGCGAUCAAGGUCCCCCGAAAACCGGUAUUCGCGCGACCCACGAGACAGGGACCCUCGCGACCGGGACCCUCGUGACCGUGACCCCCGUGACCGCCGCGUCGAGUUCCGUGAGCGCGACAGCUCGCGUGAGAGGAGGGAUUACGGCGACAGGCGAGACGACAGGCGCGACUCUCGCGACUCACGCGACUCGCGCGACUUCCGAGACAGGGAUAGGCGAGACGACCGCCGCGACGAUCGCGAGCGCGACUACCCCGACAGACGGGGAAGCAGCGACCGCGACCACCGAAGCGACUUCCGCGCACCCCUCCCUCCCAAGCCGACAGACUUGCCGGCGCGUCCUGCGGGCCUGCCCAGCCGCCCGUCGGAGCCCCACCAGCAACACUCUCAGGUGCAGGCCACGGCAAUGAGCCCCACCCCUGUCAACGCUGCUCUUGGAGGUGCUGCUACUGCUACUGGAGGAGGAGGAGGAGGGGGGUCAGGUGCUGCCACCCUCGCGACAUUCGACAUGGCCUCGUUCAACCCCACCCAGCCCGAGAGCUGGGCCGCCCUCGCUGCGGCAUGGCACGGGUCGACGGGCCGCGAGCCCAACCAGAUCGAGCUCAUGCAGUUCCUCGCCACGGGACAGGUGCCGGAUGCGAUGGGAAUGGGCAUGAUGGGCGGAGGUAUGGGCAUGAUGAUGGGAGGCGGUGGAGGUGCAGGUGGUAUGGGCGGAGGUAUGGGCAUGGGCAUGGGAGGUGGACACAACACCAAUGGAUUCUAG
Apiotrichum porosum is the source of this 1827-nucleotide messenger RNA. RefSeq lists its product as uncharacterized. The record is from RefSeq and is a predicted model, not a curated record. The coding region runs from base 1 to 1827 and encodes 608 amino acids. The transcript has 4 exons. NCBI's taxonomy places the organism in Eukaryota, Fungi, Basidiomycota, Tremellomycetes, Trichosporonales, Trichosporonaceae.